Messenger RNA from Ictalurus furcatus (blue catfish), 3176 nucleotides. RefSeq names its product cytokine-dependent hematopoietic cell linker. Lineage: Eukaryota; Metazoa; Chordata; Actinopteri; Siluriformes; Ictaluridae. The record is from RefSeq and is a predicted model, not a curated record. The transcript is spliced from 18 exons. Gene Ontology annotation, biological process: cell surface receptor protein tyrosine kinase signaling pathway; intracellular signal transduction. Bases 481 to 1575 code for a protein of 364 amino acids.
UGGGAUGAUAAUCUAUAAGUGGAGGAGCAUUCAGAUGUUAAUCUUAAACAGGAUGUGAGCUGAGAAACCACCCGCUGAGAACAAGUGACCUUGCUGCUGCUGCUGCUGCUGUUGCUGCUACUUUGUACACACACACACAUGCACGCACACACACACACACACACACACACACACACACACACACACACACACACACACACACACACACACACACACACACACACACACACACACACACACACACACACACACACACACACACACACACACACACACUCUCUGGCCUACACAUCCUCUCCACACUGAAACCUGUUCUCAUACUCAGUCGACUUCUCCUCACACAAAGAAACUCGGUCUCGCUGAGUGUAAACGUCUCCAUCCCACCAGCAAAAAGUUGUGUUUCCUUGAAGCUGAAAACUGUCCCUUUAUGGACGACGUUCAAAGAUAAAGAGUGCACAUCGAAAUGUGUCUCCUUUGAACAUGGAUCGUUGGAACAGAGCAGGCGGGAUCAAACAAAGAUUCGAUCACCAUGACGACUCAGACGAAGGAGAUUACCACGAGCCAGAGGAACCCAUAAUGCGCUUUCCCAGACCUUGCCAGCCGCCUUCAGUCUACGCAGACAAGGGUCCUGCGAGAGAACGGCCUUUUCCCAGCGGAGCUAAAGAUUUGAAGAACAUUUUGGAUACUCCUCCUCGACUGCCGAAGAGGCCCCCAGGAAGCGCUGCGCCGAUUGUAAACCGCGAUCUAAAACCAGGGCGACAGGGGAAGGCCACUUCAGAUCGAAGAUCACAGACUCUAGGUUCUAAUGAACCGACUACAAAGAUCCCACCGAGGCCAGUGAAAUCACUUCCACGUGACUGUUUUGAUCACACUGACGAUGCUCCUCCAUCCAGAUCUCCACCCUGUGCUCCAGUGCGCACCCCACACAUACAUACACGCACUGCAGCUGACAGUGGUGCGAGUCUGACAGAGGGCGAGAGUGUGAGUAACAGCAGAUUAACAGGUCUCCGAAGUAGCCCCAAUAACCGACACUCGCUGGAUCUGGAGUCAUGUGAACAGGACCGAAGAUACUUGACAGAAGAGACCGCUGUACGAGUUUCAGUCAGACAGAUGCAUCACGAGUGGCCGCAGGUUAAAGCAGACACAGAGCAGGCCAGCUACACAGGACAUAGCAAACCAGUAGAGGCAUCUGCUGAGCAGGAAUGGUAUGUAGGAGGCUUUAGUAGAGUGGAAGCAGAACAUGCACUUCAUCUGGUGAACCGGGAAGGAGCUUUUCUAGUGCGCGACUGCUCCAAGAACACUACACAGGAGCCAUACGUCCUGGCCUUAUUUUACGACAACAGAGUCUUUAACGUGCAGAUUCGUUUUUCUAAGGAGACUGGCAAGUACACACUGGGAACCAGAAUCAAGACUGACGAUACGUUUGAAUCCGUGGCUGAAAUCAUCAAGUUCCACUCCAUAUUUCCCAUCUUGCUUAUUGAUGGACGAAACCCGGCAUCUGCGGCCAGUCAUAAGAGACAGUGUGUCCUCAUGUAUCCCGUCACAGCAGAGGACAUGAGGCGAUUGCUGAGCUAAUGAGCUAAACUCAACAAUAAACGAAAAAACAUAGUAGCAUACAGAGUAACAAGAUAUGCAUCAUCUGUAUGAAAUACAAUAAAUAAAUAAAAUUAUACACACCCACCUACACAAUAAGCAUUGUAGAUGUAGUGAAAGUUAAAUUGUGAAAGAUUUCUAGAGGAACAAGCAAAGUGCUAAAGUUGGUUUCACCUCCUCUCAGAAGCACUUUCUUGAACAGCUGAUGAAUGAUUUUAUUUUCCCCCAAAAACUAGUUGUAUCUCUGUACACUUUUUGUACUAUGCAUAACAUUUACUGAGGUACAUUGCAGUUACUUCCUGGAUUCUUCUUUUACAUGCAUAUUUUGCAAACUGCUUAAAAGUUUAUAAGUUUUAUUUUCAUGACCGAAGUGACGAAUGAAAUGAAUGAAAGAGAAAUGUAUUAGGAAUAAAUAAAUUAGAAAGUAAGUGAAACGGCUGAUUGGUUAGCUGCUGUAACACCAAUUAUGAUGUCACUCUACCAACGUUUCCCUCAGUGUAUUUCAAUGGGAAGGACUCACCCAUUAAGAAAUAUUUAAGAAAUAUAUAGAAAACAAAAUUCCACAGUAGAACUUUUGCUGGAAUGAUCUACAAGACAGUUUGAGUGCUCUACAUGUCCUGUAAAUUAAGGCUAUGGGCUGCGCUCAUCACAGAAAAAGGAACAGGGAUGUGGAAGGAGAAGAAGCAGAAAGAGAACUGUAAGGAAUAAGAGCCCUGUGUAAUGAAACAUUGCACUAGAUGCCCAAAAAGACAAAAGAGCCACUAGAAUCAGAAAACGUUUCACAUGUAUGAAGCAGUUGUAACUCUGCCAGGAACUGUAUCCAUAGGCCGACUAUCCUGAGAUUGAGGACAAUGAUGAUGACAGAGAAAGAUCAUAGGCUUAAAACUGUAGCUUACUUGGUUCUUUUGGUUGUUGAGUACUAAAAUCAACUGGUAAACACCACUUUCAUAACAACAAGCUGUCUGGAAGCAUUUCCUGAGAGUAUUUCACAAAAAUGUAACUCCUGAACUUCCCCAAGUGUCAUUAAAACUGAAACGGUCAUUGUGUUUGUGGUUUGAUGAGCAUUUUUGGCAAAAGGGACUACAGUAUAUACCAAGGAAAAUGAUCCGACACCCACCAUAAAACAUUGAUGAGAAUCGGUGAUGCUUUGUGGCUGUUUUGUGGCUGGUGGUCCAGGGCGUUCUUGUAAGGAUAUUUCAGGGUAAAACCUGGUUGGUUUGGACAUACAGUAGAUAGAACUUCUAAUAAGAUGAUGAGCCAAAUAUACAACCAAAUCAACACAAAUGGUUAAAAAAAAAUCUCAUUCACUGGAUUAAACAAUACUGAAAAUCUGUGGUGUGUCCUGAAGGGCAAAAUCCAUAUACACAAAUAUACACAAAGCUAAGCACAUAAAGGAGAUUAAAAUAUUUUGCAUGGUGGAGUAGACUAAUAUGCUUCUACAACCAUGUAUAACCUCGUUAGACAUUACAGGAAGAUUCAUUCAGUGCUGUUUUCUAUCCAGACCAGACAAAAUAUUAGAGUGCUGACCAUUUGAAAACCAGUUUCGUAGAAAUAAAUAUGCACUACUUAAAAAUCAAAUAAAA